Eufriesea mexicana is the source of this 1666-nucleotide messenger RNA. RefSeq names its product peptidyl-prolyl cis-trans isomerase-like 4. The record is from RefSeq and is a predicted model, not a curated record. Gene Ontology annotation, molecular function: peptidyl-prolyl cis-trans isomerase activity; RNA binding. Gene Ontology annotation, cellular component: nucleus. Gene Ontology annotation, biological process: protein peptidyl-prolyl isomerization. The transcript has 4 exons. Bases 77 to 1642 code for a protein of 521 amino acids. Lineage: Eukaryota; Metazoa; Arthropoda; Insecta; Hymenoptera; Apidae.
UACGUACAAUAAGAGAUUUUGGAAAGUUAUGUAAAUAAUAAGUGUGAUAGUGGUUAUAUAAGAAAAUCGUAAAGGUAUGGCAGUUAUAGUAGAAACUACUAUAGGAGAUUUUACUGUUGAUUUGUACACUAAAGAACGUCCACAAACAUGUCGCAACUUUCUAAAAUUAUGCAAAUUAAAGUAUUACAAUUGGAACUUGUUCCAUUCUGUACAAAGCAAUUUUAUUGCUCAAACCGGAGAUCCCACUGGUACUGGAAAAGGUGGCGAAAGUGUUUAUGGAAUAGUAUUAGGUGAAAAAGCAAGAUAUUACGAAGCAGAGCAAAUGCCAAAGAUAAAACAUGAUAGAAGUGGUUUAUUGUCUAUGGUUAAUUGUGGUAAUAACAUGCUUGGAUCUCAGUUUUUUAUUACUCUUGCACCUGAACUUCAGUCAUUAGAUGGAGAACAUUGUGUAUUUGGUGAAAUUACAGAGGGUUUAGAAGUUAUUCUCAAAUUCAAUGAAACUAUUUGCGAUGGGGAUCAUAGACCUUACCAAGAUAUACGUAUUUCCCAUACUAUUAUUUUGGAAGAUCCUUUUGAGGAUCCAAAAGAUUUUAUUGUACCUGCUCAAAGUCCACCACCUACAAAAGAAGUUCUAAUGAGCGAUAGAAUUGGAGCUGAUGAAGUAAUAGAUGAUACAGCUGGUAUGACAGUUGAAGAAAUUGUAGAAAUGCAAAAGGAGAAGGAGGCAAAGGCAAGAGCUACAAUAUUAGAAAUUGUUGGUGAUAUACCAGAUGCAGAAAUGGCUCCUCCAGAAAAUGUUCUUUUUGUUUGUAAAUUGAAUCCUGUGACCACUGAUGAUGACCUUGAAAUUAUUUUCAGUAGAUUUGGAAAAAUUAUUGGUUGUGAAGUCAUUAGAGAUCGACAGAGUGGAGAUUCAUUGCAAUAUGCAUUCAUCGAAUUUGCUGAUCGUAAAAGUUGUGAGGAAGCAUAUUUUAAAAUGGACAACGUAUUGAUUGACGACCGUCGUAUUCAUGUAGAUUUCUCGCAGUCAGUAGCUAAAAUGAGGUGGAAAGGUAAAGGUAAAGGCAUACAAUAUUUCUAUGAUAAAGAUGAUGAAAUUAACAAUGAGAAUCUAGAAAAAGUAAAUUCAAGAUACAAACAACGGGACGAAUCUAGAAGCAAUGAUGACGUAAUUAGUCGAAAGCAAAACGAUAAAAGAUAUAUAUCGGAAAUAUUAGAACAUAGAAAACACGAACGCAGAAAGGAUACUUACAAAAACGAUUCAGAGUACUCUCAUAAUGUGGAGAAAUAUGUAGAGAAGGAAAAGUAUAAGGAACAAAGGCACCGUGAUAGCUCACGUGAAAAAUACGAAUACGAUUCCAGGCGGAGAAAAGGAAGAAAACAGAAAAGUAGAGAUAAGAGCAGAGACAAAAGUCGGGACAAAAGCAAAAGAGAAGAUUAUAAGGAACAUAAACAUAAAAAAAAGGGCGAUUGUGAGAAAAAGAAAUGGGAUAGAGAGAGUUCUAAUUCUAGUAACGAAGAUUUACGGUAUGAGAAACAUAAAGAAAGACAUUUGAGCCACAAAAAAAAACACGCCAGUAAUCGAUCCGUGGAGAAGUAUGAAAAAUUAGAGAAACAUAAGCAAAAAAGAUUAUGUAAAUAGCUUUCAUAUUUACAGUUAAUGGCA